ACUCCCGUUUCAACUGAAUCUCUCAAAUCCCACCACACUCUUCUUCUCCACCGUCCACAAUCUUCAUCUUCUCCGGCAUGGCGGUUAUCGGAAACCUAGCACUUCUAAUCGACGUUACUUCACCACGCGCCACCGUAAUCGACCGUAGCAAAGCACGAUUACAGCCGUCCGACCUCUUCCUAAACCUGUUCAAAAAGGAUCUAGCAUCGCCUACUUCUAACCUACUCUACGCUUCGUUACCGUCGUUGAAAGGUGGAAUAGAGUUUGAGAAGGAUGCGACUCCACCGCCGCACCGCGGCGUUCGUGGACGGAAGGCGAAUUCGAAGUUUAACGAAGUGGAUUACGAGAGUUCGAGUGAUGAAGAUAACGGAAAUGGAUAUGGAGAUGAGGAUGAGGCUGAGAGAGUUGAGAGUGAGAGGAGGAAGAGGAUGGAGUGGGAGAAUGAGAUGAGGAUGAGAGUUAAGGAGAUUGAAGAUAUGCGAGAGUUGGAGAAGAAAGCUGAGGAGUUGCAGAGUCGUGGUGAAGGAGACGAUGAAGGUGGAAAUGGAGAUGAAGAUGAAGGUGAAGAAAGUGAAGAGACGGAAGAACAGAAGAGGGAGAGAGUUCGACGAGAGCUCGAGAAGGUUGCUCAAGAACAAGCAGAGAGGAGGAAAAUGGCUCAAUUGAUGUUUGAUAUGGGCCAAAGGGCUUAUGGGAAGGGUAUGUAUGGGAGGUCUAUCGAGUACUUGGAAGGUGCUCUCACAAUCAUACCGAGGCCCACUUUGUUUGGUGGCGAGAUACAAAUAUGGCUUGCUAUGGCUUAUGAAGCUAAUAACCGCCACAAAGAUUGCAUUGAUCUUUAUCGGAAGCUAGAAACGAGUCAUCCUAUUAUAAGUAUUAGACGCCAGGCUAAAGACCUAAGAUAUAUCUUACAAGCUCCCAAGCUUAAGAUAUCACAAGAAGAAAUGGUUACAAUUCCACUUAUCGGUUCCAGCUAUGAUAGCUAUGCAGGAACUUGGAGCGACAAAAACAAGGACAAGGAUGAUAAAAUGAACCGGUCCACAACCAACCAAAUGUCGUCUGGCAGAGACUACCUUGGUGACUUUUUGGUAUGGCGGCCGCCAGGUGACCUGGCGAAAAAUCAGGCCUUCUGGGCGGCUUUAGUAGUGUGGGUGGCUCUGGUUGGAGCGGCCCUCUUUCUCCAAUGACGAACUAGGUGUUUGCAGGUAUCAUUUGUGAACUCAUUGUGCGUUAUUAAAACAAGUUGCUAUAAUAUGAUUAUUAUGUCAUCUUAAUGUGUAUAUGAAGAAUUGAUAAUAUGUGAUUAUUAUUGUAUAUGUUUUUAACUUCUCUUCAAUGGGUAUAUUAUUGUUACCAGUUUGGUUUUAA
Messenger RNA from Helianthus annuus (common sunflower), 1368 nucleotides. RefSeq lists its product as uncharacterized. NCBI's taxonomy places the organism in Eukaryota, Viridiplantae, Streptophyta, Magnoliopsida, Asterales, Asteraceae. Bases 78 to 1187 code for a protein of 369 amino acids. Gene Ontology annotation, cellular component: chloroplast thylakoid membrane. Gene Ontology annotation, molecular function: protein binding. The record is from RefSeq and is a predicted model, not a curated record. The transcript is spliced from 4 exons.